Molecule: messenger RNA, 2438 nt
Organism: Ictalurus punctatus (channel catfish)
Lineage: Eukaryota; Metazoa; Chordata; Actinopteri; Siluriformes; Ictaluridae
Exons: 6
Coding region: 1414-2163 (249 amino acids)
Biological process (GO): immune response; cell surface receptor signaling pathway; cellular response to lipopolysaccharide
Cellular component (GO): external side of plasma membrane
Source: RefSeq, a predicted model, not a curated record
CUAGUUAUUUCUUGUGUCUAGUUAUUAAUGCACUCCAGUAAUAGUUAUUACUUUAUAGAUAUUAUACUCUAUUGUUUUAGAUUGUAGUUUUCUGUGCUGUUAACCAGCAAUCACUGAUCAAUUUUAAUCUAAAACAAAUCAGCAUCUCACUCAUGAGACUGAUGUAUGGCAUCAAAGUGACCGGUGAUUUGAUUACAAUGUGUAGAAAUCGGCUACCGCCCACUAUUCCCUUAUGUGCAUGUCAUAUGCAUGCGGCACAGUCGAAUCUACCCUCAUACAGUCUCAGAUUUGCAUGGGAACUCUACAUUUUAACGUUGGAAUACACUGGUUCUGAAAUUAGAGUCAGGUGUUUUCAAUCAAUGGGAUGACAGUCAGGUGUGAGUGAGCGUCCUGUUUAAUUUAAAGAGCAGGAAUCUAUGAAAGUCUGAUCUUCACAACACGUGUUUGUGGAAGUGUAUCAUGGCACGAGCUAAGGAGAUUUCUGAGGACCUCAGAAAAAGAGUUGUUGAUGCUCAUCAGGCUGGAAAAGGUUACAAAACCAUCUCUAAAGAGUUUGGACUCCACCAAUCCCCAGUCAGACAGAUUGUGUACAAAUGGAGGAAAUUCAAGACCAUUGUUACCCUCCUAGGAGUGGUCAACUAACAAAGAUCACUCCAAGAGCAAGACGUGUAAUAGUCCACGAGGUCACAAAGGAGCCAAGGUAACUUUUAAGCAACUAAAGACCUCUCUCACGUUGAUUAAUGUUAAUGUUCAGAGUUUACCAUCAGGAGAAAACUGAACAACAGUGGUGUACAUGGCAGGGUUGCAAAGAGAAAGCCACUGCUCUCCAAAAAGAACAUCCGGCCCAUCUGAUGUUUGAUAAAGAUUUCAUGGAUAAGCCAGAAGGCUAUUGGAAAAAUAUUUGUCAACGGUUGAGAUCAAAAUAGAACAUUUUGGUUUAAAUGAGAACCGUUGUGUUUGGAGAAAAAAAAAACACUGCAUUCCAGCAUAAGAUCUCUAACCCAUUUGUGAAACAUGGUGGUGGUAGUAUCAUGGUUUCGGCCUCUUUUGCUGCAUCUAGCCUAAGACGGCUUGCCAUCAUUGAUGGAACAAUGAAUUCUGAAUUAUACCAGUUAAGUCUAAAGGAAAAUGUCAGGACAUCUGUCCAUGAACUGAAUCUGAAGAGAAAGUGGGUCAUAAAACAUAACAACUCUAAACAUACAAGUCAAUCUAGAACUAUUCAGUGUGAGAUAUACCCGAAAAUAGGAUGGCGCAAAUACUUUUUCAUAGCUAUACGUAUAUAUAAAACAUGAACUGUCAUUUUAACACUUAUGUUUUACCCCUCCCCCCAUGAAUUUGUGUGAGUUUACAAGAUUUUCUAAAACGGGUACUGAGGUCUGCGGUUUGUUAGUUUGAAGCUUUUGUCCGGAAGCUAUGUACACAGUUCUCAUCACUGGUCUGACGCGGUCAGGUUUAGAUGAGCUGCAGCUUCAUGAUCGUACAAUGGUGCAGUUUAAGAUGAGCUGUUUCGGGCUGUGGAUGGUUUAUUGGUGCUGUUUGGCUUUGGGAAACGGAGAAAGCCUGUGCAAAAGUGAACUUUUACUAAGCAGUAACAUUUCUACUGAGCUCCAGUCUGAUGUCCUGCUGCCGUGUAACUUUAAUACAACUCUCCUCGGAUCAGAUAAGACUGCAGAUAUAGCAGUAGUGUGGACUCAGAGGAACACAACAAUACACAAUCUAAUGGAGAUCACUCUACAGGGAAAUGAGAUGUUUUGGGAUACUAAACGUGGACGUAUCAAGACGUUCGCUAAUCUCUCUGAAUCAGGAAACUUCUCCAUUCUCCUUCAGAAAGUGCAGCCGUAUGAUCUGGGUCUCUACCUCUGUGAGCUGUUUAACGGGCCCGCCUGCAGAAUUGCGUAUCAGGAACUACAGCUUGGUCUCACUACUGUUUCCCAGCCUCAGAAAUCCAUCAUCGCAGGAGCAUCAGUAGUACCAGUACUUCUGUGUUUAUUCAUAGUGUGUGUUUGCAGAAAAAGGAAUAAACGAAAGUACCAGCUGCAGCCAGAGAGCAGUCAUGAACACAGUUACACAGAAGUGAUGUACACUCUCCACAGUACAAACAGCCAUGAAAAUCCCUCACUAAAUGUUGCUACUGGGAUGUUGGAAGGACAAAAGCAGAACUGAGGAGUGAUCAUAUGACAUACGUUCACAGAUGUUGGAGCGUGAAAUAUAAAUCAUGUGUUUGAUCUUUAAGAUAAUUAUUCCAGUCUUAACUGUGUACUACUGAUGUGUGGUUCCUUAAUGAAUGUAAUAAACGGCAUUGAAAGAUAAAUUGUUCUGAUUCAUAUCUGACGUGUGUGUUGAGAGUCUGGAGAAACAGAACUGCCAUCAAACCAGUCGAGAAUCCAUUCAACAGAUUUUCAAUGAAAAUAAUCUUCCCUCAUUCAUCAUCCAUAGGC